Messenger RNA from Rhagoletis zephyria (snowberry fruit fly), 1655 nucleotides. Its product is annotated as lysosome membrane protein 2-like. NCBI's taxonomy places the organism in Eukaryota, Metazoa, Arthropoda, Insecta, Diptera, Tephritidae. The record is from RefSeq and is a predicted model, not a curated record. Gene Ontology annotation, cellular component: membrane; cytoplasm. Gene Ontology annotation, molecular function: scavenger receptor activity.
GGAUACUCAAAUUAUCCAGCAUUGGCAUUGCGCUAAUAAGUUUGGCUGCGCUGAUGAUUGCGAUCGAUCCACUACAGAUACUAAUCGAUAAUCAAUUGACCCUGAAGACUGGCACGCUACUGUAUAAUUUGUGGCUAAAGCCACCACUCGAAGUAUUCAUCAGUGUGUAUAUGUUCAAUGUCACCAACGUAGAAGCCUUUAUGAGCGGACACGAUACCAAGUUGAAGGUGGUCGAGGCGGGACCAUAUGUGUAUCAAGAGAUGUUGGAGAACCAAAAUGUAUUGUUUAAUGACAACAACACAGUGACGUUUACGCCAGUGCGUUCUGUGCGAUUUAUACGCGAACGUUCUAUUGGCGAUCCGCUGGUCGAUAAAAUUGUGGCGCCGAAUAUACCAUUCAUGGGUAUAUUAUCGGCGGCAGCUGGUUACUCGUUUUUCGCUAGCAUGGCUGUGAGUGCGUUGACGAAGAAGUUCAAUUCGAAACCAAUGUUGGAGUUAACAGUGCAUGAUUAUCUGUGGGGCUAUGAGGAUCCGUUGGUGCAAUUAGCAUCAAAGGUGGUGCCGAGCGUUAUACAUUUUCAGCGCUUUGGUUUAAUGGAGAGGAUGUUCGAUGAGGGCCAUAAUGUGGUUACUAUGAAACUGCCCGAUAAGAUGAAACAAACAGCAACAGCGAGUGAUGAGGAUGCAGUCCAAGAAACAGAUCGUGACUUCUCCAUCGAUAACUGGAAUGGCAAGACGGGUUUCAAAAAUUGGGACUACCAUGCGGAUCGAAACAAGAGCAAUACACCUUGCAAUACACUACGCGGCACAUACGACGGUACUCUCUUUCCGCGCAACAUUCACAAAGGCGAAACAUUUCGAGUGUACCGGAAAGCCUUCUGUCGCAGUUUGCCCAUUCAAUACUCGCAUCCUGAGACUGUUAAUGGAUUCAAAGGUUACAAAUUUAAGCUGAAGGAAAAUGCAUUCGAUAGUGAUCUGGAUGAUGCAGAGACUUCAUGCUAUUGCAAGAGUAAACAUUGUUUGAAAAAGGGGCUGGGUAAUAUUACGCCUUGCUACUACAACAUACCUAUGGCGGUUUCUUUUCCACAUUUUUUCAACGGUGACCCCAGUCUGCUAGAAAAUAUCGAAGGAUUGAACCCUGAUAAGGAUAGACAUGGCACAGAUAUCAUUAUACAACCACAACUUGGCAUCCCGAUGAGAGUACGUUCACGCUUUCAAAUAAAUUUACUAAUGGGCGAUGUCAAGCACAGCCGAGAUGUAUCGCAAUUUAAAAAUAUCGCUUUACCUAUAUUUUGGAUCGAAAUGGCCGUUGAGGACCUCACACCAGGCGUCAAAAUGCUGCUUACGCUACUCUUCCGCGUCUGUCCAUGCCUGCAGCUUGGGCUGGUGAUCACACUGCUGGCGAUCGGUGUAUAUUUGAUCAGCAGCGCAUUGUUAUACUGCUUUUGGGUGCCUGCAUCAUGGAAUACACUCAAUGCCACCAUGGAACAAGCAAAGAGCGCAGAGGCUGGCCUCAAAGCGAAUAUGGCAUUUUUGCCAUUGCUUAAACAGCCAACGAUAGUUGAGAUGAAAAUGCUACCGAAACAGUCAAUAACGGCGAUACAAAUGAAACGUAGUUACGAUACGACAUUGCUACCGCUGCAGCGCGGCGUUUAG